ACACACAAAUACAUGUAGUGCCUGAGUUCUCACUCUCCUCCAAAGCACUUCCAAGUUCUUCUCUGUACAAUUCUCUUUCUAUUCUAGUACCAUAUUCUUAAAACUUCUUCUCAAUCUCCACAAUGGGUCUACUAUCCAAGCGUGAACAACCUCCAAAGAAAACUGCAGCUGAAGGAAACUGCGGAACAUAUCUCGGCAUCGUCUCUCUCCUCAGCUUAAUAUACUUAAACAUAAACAACCUUACAUUUUCUUCUUCUGUUGAGCCCAAAAUAAGCUUUGUUGAGAGAAACGGGACAACGUUUAUGCUAGAUGGCAGGCCUUUCUAUGUCAAUGGAUGGAACUCCUACUGGUUGAUGGAUCAAGCGGUGGAUGAGAAGAGCAGGGGAAGAGUUACGGAAAUGUUUAAGGCCGGUAGAGACUUGGGACUUACUGUUUGUAGGACUUGGGGGUUUAAUGACGGUACCUAUCAUGCUCUGCAAGUUUCUCUUGGGCGUUUUGAUGAAGAAGUCUUUAAGGCACUUGACAGAGUCAUAGCUGAAGCAAGACAACAUGGAAUAAGGCUAUUGCUUAGCCUUGUCAAUAAUCUACAAGCAAUGGGAGGAAAAUCUCAAUAUGUUAGAUGGGCAAUCGAAGAAGGAAUUGGUUUAACCUCCUCAAAUGACUCUUUCUUCUUUGAUCCAUCCAUUCGAAUUUAUUUCAAAUCAUACAUUAAGACGAUAUUAACUAGGAAGAACCACUUGAAUGGGAUUGAGUAUAGAGAUGAUCCCACAAUCUUUGCUUGGGAGUUGAUUAAUGAGCCUCAAUGUACAUCUGAUCAAUCUGGGGACACCCUCCAAGAUUGGAUUGAAGAAAUGUCACAGUUUGUGAAAUCAAUUGACAAGAAGCACCUUCUAACAAUAGGACUUGAAGGGUUUUAUGGAUCUAAAAGUUCUAAAGAGAAGUUGAGUGUUAAUCCAGGAGAAUGGUACAAAACAACAGGAUCUGAUUUCAUCCGCAAUAAUAAAAUCUCAACCAUUGAUUUUACUUCGGUUCAUAUUUAUCCUGAUCAAUGGUUAGAAGAAGCAGACUUGCAAGAGAAAAUGGAAUACGUCAAUAAAUGGGUAUCCUCUCAUAUAGAAGACGGUGAUAAAGAACUCGGAAAACCUGUCAUGUUCACAGAAUUUGGUCUUUCAAACAACAUCAUCGAUUUUGAUCACUCACAAAGAGAAGCAUUUUACAAAUCAAUUUUCGACGCAGUUUAUGAUUCUGCAAAGGAAAAUGGAGCAGGGUCUGGUGCCUUGAUCUGGCAAUUUUUAGUUAGAGGCAUGGAAGAGUAUAAUGAUGACUUUGGAGUAGUCCCUGGAGAGAGGCCUUCAUUAGACAAGCUUAUCAAAGACCAAUCAUGCCGUCUUGCGAAGUUAAAUUAUGGCAAGGAUUUGGGUGGUAGAAGUCUCAAAAACUUCUGCUGAAAUAUUCAAUAUUUGCUUAAUAUUUCAGCACAAGUUCUUCCAUCAAAAUUCUUAGUUCUCUCAAAGUGAGAUUUUCUGGUGAUGUAUAAAAAAUGGUUUGCAUAUCGUGCAUCAUUGUGGCGAGAUUCUAACUUGUGAAAUGUGAUUAUUGGGAAUUUGCUA
Molecule: messenger RNA, 1610 nt
Organism: Asparagus officinalis (garden asparagus)
Lineage: Eukaryota; Viridiplantae; Streptophyta; Magnoliopsida; Asparagales; Asparagaceae
Product: mannan endo-1,4-beta-mannosidase 2-like
Exons: 5
Coding region: 123-1448 (441 amino acids)
Molecular function (GO): hydrolase activity, hydrolyzing O-glycosyl compounds
Source: RefSeq, a predicted model, not a curated record